This is a messenger RNA of Camelina sativa (false flax), 1100 nucleotides long. Its product is annotated as stress-induced protein KIN2. NCBI's taxonomy places the organism in Eukaryota, Viridiplantae, Streptophyta, Magnoliopsida, Brassicales, Brassicaceae. The record is from RefSeq and is a predicted model, not a curated record.
ACAAAUUUAGAAAUCUGAAAAAAAAAUAUAUAAUAACUCUUUAAAAAUAUAGGUCCCUUCCUAUUCUAUAAGGUAUCAUUUUUUUUUUUAAUAAGGCUCUUUUGAUAAAAGUUGAAAUUGCAUGUUAGGAAGUUUUAAUUUCCUCGCCAAUGAUAGCACGAAAUGUUUGCCAAACGUAUAAACACCCACGUUACAUAUUUUCUAUUUACAGCCAUAGAGGAGCACCUAUAUUGUUAAAAACUAAAAAAAAAAAAACUAUACUAGUAAUUUAAUGUAUAAUAACAUACACUUUUCGAGAUAUUCUCAUUUUGAUAAAUAAACUUAAAAAGAAAAAAAACACAGAACACGGAGGCGAGAGGACCACACACAGAAAGAGUCCUCAUACUACUACCCUUUAUCCAAUAAUAUCAUCAAAAUAACCAAAAACGACACGUGAAGUCUACAAACAGCCAAUAAAAAAAAGCUACCGACAUAAGGCAAAACUGAUCCUACCAUCAAACGCAACCCACGUGAUUAAAGAUUACACGUGGCACCACACAACCAUUUCCAUUUUGGCCUACAAAUUCAAACCCCUAAGCCCACAACUCUACUCAUCAUUCAUACAAUAGCAAUUCUCUAAGAAAAAUAUCUUACAAAAACAAAAAAAUGUCGGAAACCAACAAGAAUGCCUUCCAAGCCGGUCAGGCCGCUGGCAAAGCUGAGGAGAAGAGCAAUGUUCUGCUGGACAAGGCCAAGGAUGCUGCUAAUGCAGCUGGAGCUUCCGCUCAACAAGCUGGAAAGAACAUAUCGGAUGCGGCUGCGGGAGGUGUUAACUUUGUCAAGGACAAGACCGGCAUGAACAAGUAGCGAUUCCAAUCGAAUCAAAAUUGGGAGUUAAUUAUAAUUUCCCUUUUUCUAAUUAAUUGUUGGGGAUCUUAAAUAAACGUGGGAGUUCUAUCAAUUGAUUCUCAUGAUAUUCACAUCUCGUACUUGUUGUUGGUUUUAAAUUAGUAUUGUAAUGUUUUUAAUGUUUGAUCUCGCCCUUUAGGUGUAUGUUUGGAUCUUUUAUGUAUUUUAGCUUCCGGUUAAUCAACAACACCUUCUUUUUUAAGUUCCAACAA